Messenger RNA from Oncorhynchus masou masou (cherry salmon), 2066 nucleotides. RefSeq names its product polypeptide N-acetylgalactosaminyltransferase 18-like. Gene Ontology annotation, molecular function: polypeptide N-acetylgalactosaminyltransferase activity. NCBI's taxonomy places the organism in Eukaryota, Metazoa, Chordata, Actinopteri, Salmoniformes, Salmonidae. Bases 164 to 1999 code for a protein of 611 amino acids. The record is from RefSeq and is a predicted model, not a curated record. Gene Ontology annotation, biological process: protein O-linked glycosylation. The transcript has 11 exons. Gene Ontology annotation, cellular component: Golgi apparatus.
UAUAGUGCAUCUACGAAUUUACAUUUCUGUGUUUCCGUUGCUGUCAAUCUCAGCAGGCUAUAAUCCUGGAUGAUCUGAAACUACGGUACUGUCAUUUAGUUUUGUGAGGUUUUUUUUUAUAUUGCGUUUGUAUACGCAUUGGACCGUAUGGAGGGAUGUCGCGAUGAUGGUCUGCUCUAGGAGAACCAAAACUUUGGUGUCGACAUGCGUAAUUUUGAGUGGCAUGACCAAUAUUGUAUGUCUUCUCUACGUCGGCUGGAUCACUAAUUAUGUGGCCAAUGUGAACACCAAAGUCUCAGAGACAGAACCGGCGAGAAAGUUUGAAGAUGACAACAAGGGAGAAACUCUGAAGAUUAUAGAGAGACUGGACCGACUGGAAAAUGUGGUCAACCAACACAUCCAAGAGGUGCCACAGAAGGGUAGUGAUGAAAAAGUAGUGGAGUCCCUCUCAGACUCCUCCCUGUUUGUCCACUGGGGUCAUGACCUUGGUCCUGAGAGUCGCCGUGUGGCGCUGAAGAAGUUCCAGUACUACGGCUACAACGGUUACCUCAGUGACCGCCUCUCUCUGGCCAGACCCAUCCCCGACCUCAGACCCGAUGGGUGUAGAAACAUGUCGUACCCCACCAAUCUCCCACAAGUAAGUAUCAUAUUUAUCUUUGUGAAUGAGGCCCUGUCGGUCAUCCUGCGCUCCAUCCACACAGCCAUGAACAGGACUCCCUCCCACCUCCUCAAGGAGAUCAUCCUGGUCGAUGACAACAGCAACAAUGCUGAGCUGAAGGAGAACCUGCAGAACUUUGUGAAGGAAACCAACUCCCAGCGGCCAGACUUCAUCAAGGUGGUCCGCCACGACAAGCAGGAGGGGCUGAUCCGCUCCCGGGUCAGUGGGUGGAGGGCCGCCAGCGCCCCCGUCGUGGCCCUGUUCGAUGCCCACGUGGAGUUCAACAUUGGAUGGGCCGAGCCCAUUCUUCUCAGGAUCAAGGAAGACAGAACGCGCAUCGUCUCGCCGUCGUUUGACAACAUCAAGUAUGACACGUUUGAGAUCGAGGAGUAUCCGCUGUCUGCUCAGGGCUUCGACUGGGAGCUGUGGUGUCGCUACCUGAACCCGCCCAAAGUCUGGUGGACCCAGUACAACCACACCGCCCCUAUCAGGAGCCCAGCUCUUAUUGGCUGUUUUGUGGUGGACAGGAAGUACUUUGAGGAGAUUGGCCUAUUGGAUGAGGGAAUGGAGGUCUAUGGUGGAGAAAAUGUGGAGCUUGGCAUCAGGGUAUGGCAGUGUGGGGGCAGUGUGGAGGUCCUACCCUGUUCUCGGAUAGCCCAUAUCGAGCGUGCUCACAAGCCCUACACUCAAGACCUGACUGCUCAUGUGCGGCGGAAUGCGCUGAGGGUGGCCGAGGUGUGGAUGGAUGAAUUCAAGAACCACGUUUACAUGGCCUGGAACAUUCCUCCACAGGACUCAGGGAUUGACAUAGGGGACCUCACGGAGAGGAAGGCUUUGAGGAACAGACUGCAGUGUAAAUCUUUCAGGUGGUUCUUGGCCAACAUCUACUCUGAGAUGAGAACCUACAGUGACACUGUUGCUUAUGGAGUGGUAAAGAACAUGCUGAGGAAUGACCUGUGUCUAGACCAGGGGCCUGACUCGGACAACAUCCCCAUCCUGUACCUCUGUCAUGGGAUGACACCACAGAACGUGUACUACACAAACUCACAUCAGCUUCACCUGGGGGUCCUGAGCCCCACCAUCGACGACGAUGACAACAAGUGCCUGGUGGAUGUGAACAACCGGCCGCGGCUCCUGGAGUGCAGCUACGCCACAGCCAAGCGCAUGAAGCUCGCCUGGCUGUUUACUCAGGGAGGCUCCAUAGAAAACAUGAAUUCCAAACGUUGCCUGGAGCUGGUAGAGAAUGGCGAAACGGAGUUUGGCUACCAGCUGGCAAUACAGAAGUGCUCUGGUCAGAAAUGGACAAUCACCAACCUACUGUCAACCUACACUCUCCAAUGAGAGGAUCCUGAGUCCUGCAGGGGAAAGAGCUGCCCAUGGUGAACACUGGACCUGUGACUGACAGACA